This is a messenger RNA of Aphanomyces astaci, 792 nucleotides long. RefSeq lists its product as hypothetical. The coding region runs from base 1 to 792 and encodes 263 amino acids. The record is from RefSeq and is a predicted model, not a curated record. NCBI's taxonomy places the organism in Eukaryota, Oomycota, Saprolegniomycetes, Saprolegniales, Verrucalvaceae. The transcript has 4 exons.
AUGGCACCUCCAGGCCUUCCGUUUCCAGACAUCAGCACCUCCUCCUACUUGUCCCUUCUGCGGCCGCGAAGACAGCAUCGCACAUACCUUCUGGCAGUGCUCGAGAGCACAGGAUAUGUGGAGCGGCUUGUUGGAUAUCUGGUACGGGCCACAGAUUCCACCCACCCGACCACCCCCGGCCUGGCGGCACUAGCCUCCGCACACGUCACAGCCCUCGCAACAUUGCACGCCAAACGCAGGCAACGAACGCCUGCGAGCCACAGUGUACAGAACAAUCGCGGCGAGAUGUUCCAAUGCACACCGUCACGGGCGUUCAGUCCCGUGGGACCCCUCCCCGGCUCGAUUGCUAUGCCAUAUGGGGAAUCUCUGGCAUGUUAUUUCCUGGCUCGGUUUCUCCCGGAUCCCACCACGAACAGUCAAGCGGAAUAUGAUGGACUUCUCGGGGCACUACGUCUAGCCCAGGCGAUGAACCUUCAGGACCUGGAGAUAUGCGGGCACAGCAACCUGGGGCCUCAACCGAGUCCGCCACCCAGCUUUCGACAUGUCGAGUCCAGUUGCGCUCGGGUGCUGCUCAAUGGCCUCCUGGCCAUUCGAUGGGGCCCUGCCACUCGACUCGAGUUGUCCAACAACAUCAAUCCUCCAACUGACCCGACGUGGCAGUACUCGAGCGACAGGCUGCAGUCCAUAUCGUCCAAGUACAAAAUCGCUACGGCAAGUUCCACCACCGCACAGCCCAAGCAGCCUCGGACCAGCCAGAAAUUUCUAGCAAAAUACGCCCCCACCGUCACAUAA